Molecule: messenger RNA, 1716 nt
Organism: Fibroporia radiculosa
Lineage: Eukaryota; Fungi; Basidiomycota; Agaricomycetes; Polyporales; Fibroporiaceae
Exons: 8
Coding region: 1-1716 (571 amino acids)
Biological process (GO): peptidyl-lysine monomethylation
Molecular function (GO): protein-lysine N-methyltransferase activity
Source: RefSeq, a predicted model, not a curated record
AUGAGGAGCUCUGGUUCCAAAUCAAGUUCGGAAUCUUAUUUUGUGCUACACCAACAAGAUGGCGACAGGUUGGGCAUACUCCUUGACUGGGCAUGCGCAAACGACAUUGCAAUUCAUCCUGGGAUACAUCUUGAAGCCUAUUUUGAGCCCGACACCCGCCCAGGUAUUGCUGUUUUUUCUCAUGACGAUAUCCCGUCGGAUACCACCCUGAUGACCAUCCCGAGGUCCGCGCUGUUGUCGGUGCGAUCGUGUACGAUCGCGCAGCACAUUCCUCCUAUUUCGGGAUUAGAUGACGAUGAAAUGAGCGCUAAACUUUCCUUAGCCCUCGCGCUCUUUAGUGAGCUGGUGCGAGGCAGAGACUCUAGGUGGUUUGGAUAUUUGCAGGCUCUUCCAAAGACUGUGCCGCUUGCCCUCUUUUGGGGCACUAGAGAUGUCUUUCCAGACGACGAUAGUAGGGAAGCAUCAGAAUGGAUUGUCGGGACUGAGGUAGAGAAGGAGGUUCGAAGUCGAUACUACCUGGACCAGAUCGCGACGUACUACGAGACAGUUGCCUCGCCUGUUCUUUCAAAGCUGGAGAUUCCUGUCACUCCAGAAUAUUUCUUGCACGCUUAUGCCCUCGUGUCUUCGCGUGCGCUCCGAGCCGAUGCGUACCAUGGACUAUGCAUGGUUCCGAUUGCAGACGCCUUCAAUCAUGCCAGUGUCAUGAAUUCUCACGCUCGUUUCGAGGUCAUAUCCCACGUUUGUCCUACCUGCGGAUCGCAGAACGAUUGUUCUCACGGUUCGAGACGGCCCCCAGAAUCACAACUGUCUGCAUAUCUUCAAAAGAAUGAUGCAUGCGCAGUGAUUGGAGCAUUUGAGGCGAACUCUCAAGAAAUUCUGAUGUGUUAUGGCUUGGCGAAAUCUAAUGCCUCCCUCCUCGUGCAUCACGGAUUCGCACUCGAGUUUAACGAGGAUAACACCAUUUCAUGGGAUGCAUCUGAACUCAAAGACGAUCUCCUUGCCAUCCAAGCUUCAGGCCAGAAAAGAGACGCAACUAACACGAUAAUGUCCGGGAUCUCGCUUGACUCAUUUCUCCGGUUGGUGGAGGCUACAAGUGACCGACUGGAACAUUCUGGAUAUGAUUACUCAGUAUUAUAUAAAGGCAACUUUUUAUGCUCAGAUGACCAUAGGCGCAGAGGCUCAAAACUGCGCAUCGACAGCUCUGGCCGAAUGACCACGCAUAUGUGGAUGUUCGUUAACCUGUGGCUCGUCCUACCAGGCUACAUCACAUCUGGCGUUGACAUCAACGACGCGAUCAAGAAUCGGACCAAGUCUUUCAUCGACACGCUCACGAUGGCCUGCAGAAACAUCAUGGAAAUCCUGCUGCGUAUUUCGCUCGUCAAAAAACCUGACCUGGAUUCAAGUACUGCUUCGUGGGAAGUUGCGAUAAACUAUGAAACCAUGGGCAAUGACGUGGAGGCAGAACGAGAACUUACGUUCCAGAUGUUGCGAAUCGUCAACGAGGUCUUCGCCCGCCGACUAUCUCGUAUAGGCAAAUAUCCUGAUAUGAGCUCGGAUGACAUAUGGCGUAUAUGCGCCAAUCUACCGCACAACAGGCACAAGGCGCGGAUGGCUAUUGCAGAGGCAAUAUCCGAACGGGAUCUUAUAGAGCGCUGUUUGUCAACAUGGCAGGCAAUUGAGGACGUAGCGAGAAAGAUCGCUCACAUUCACGCAUGA